AUGACUCCUUACAAGCUUGUCUAUGGCAAGAAUUGCCACUUGCCGGUGGAACUUGAGCACAAGGCCAUGUGGGCCAUCAAAACCGUGAAUUUCGAAUUGACUAGUGCGGGAGAGAGGCGCUUGCUUAACCUUCAUGAGUUGGAGGAACUCUGCAUGAAUGCUUAUGACUCGGAGAGCAUCUACAAGGCCCGGUCUAAACAAUAUCAUGAUGCUCAGAUCGAGAAGAGAGAGUUCAAGGAGGGAGAGAAAGUCCUCCUUUAUAACUCGCGGUUGAAGUUGUUUCCGGGUAAACUCAAGUCCCGGUGGACCGGUCCUUUCAUUGUUGUUCGGGUUUUCCCGCACGGUACUAUUGAGAUCCGGAAUGAUAGUAUGGCUACUUUCAAGGUGAAUGGUCAUCGCCUCAAGCAUUAUUACUUAGGCGAUCCCAUUGGUUCCAUUGCUUCCAUAGAUCUCCAUGACCCCCCAUGA
Molecule: messenger RNA, 468 nt
Organism: Spinacia oleracea (spinach)
Lineage: Eukaryota; Viridiplantae; Streptophyta; Magnoliopsida; Caryophyllales; Amaranthaceae
Exons: 1
Coding region: 1-468 (155 amino acids)
Source: RefSeq, a predicted model, not a curated record